AUGUCGAAGUAUCUUGAUAUUAUUACUCCUACACUUCCACCGGCGAAGAUCAAACAAAAAUGGCCGGCUGCUGCCACCCGGGCCACGAGGGUGUGGCCCGUGUUUGGCAACAUGUUCGAACUCGGCAACGAGCCACACAAGACACUAAUGAGUCUAAAACAAAAAUACGGUUCAGUGGUUUGGUUAAAGCUCGGUUCUAUUAAUACUAUGGUGAUUCUCUCCGCAGAAGCCGCGGCAGAGUUUUUCAAGAACCAUGAUGUGGCUUUCGCGGAGAGGUCAGUAACCGAUGUGAUGAAAUCACAUGGAUAUCAUAAAGGGUCUCUAGCUUUAGCACCCUACGGUACUUACUGGCGAAUCAUGAAACGAAUCAUGACCGUUCAAAUGUUAGUCAACAAACGGAUCAAUGAAACAGUUGAUAUCCGACGAAAAUGUAUCGAUGAUUUGACCGAAUGGAUAAAUAAUGAAGGUAGAAUUAACUCCUCUGGUGGAAUUCAUGUAGCUAAAUUUAUAUUUCUUGCCUCGUUUAACAUGUUGGGAAAGCUGUUAUUAUCGCGGGAAUUAGUCGAUCCAAAAUCCGAAAAGGGGUCUGAAUUUUUUACUGCUAUGGUUGAGUUAAUGGAAUGUUCUGGACAUCAGAAUAUUGUAGAUGUAUUUCCAUGGCUGAGAUGGAUUGAUCCUCAAGGUUUGAGAAAGAAGAUGGAUCGUGGACUUGGGAAAACAAUUGAAAUUGUUUCGGGUUUUUUAAACGAACGGUUUGAAGAGUUAGAAAGAACGGGAGAGAAGAAGAAAGAUUUUUUGGAAGUUUUGCUGGAAUAUGAAGGCAAAGGCAAGGAUGAACCUGAAAAGCUAUCAGAUCAAGAACUCAUCUUGAUUAUUCUGGAAAUAUUUUUAGCUGGUUCAGAGACAACAAGCAGCAGUAUAGAAUGGGCAAUGACAGAGUUGUUAAGCAAUCCAGAAGCAAUGGACAAAGUUAAAGCCGAGCUAACUGAGGUUCUUGGAAAUACCAACAAGAAAUUCGAAGAAACUAACAUCGAUAAUCACAAGUAUUUACAAGCUGUCGUAAAAGAAACUUUAAGAUUGCACCCACCAAUUCCAUUUUUAGUUCCUAGAAAAGCAAUUCAAGAAACUGAAUUUUUGGGGUAUAAUAUUCCAAAAGAUACACAAGUUUUCGUGAACGUUUGGGCAAUUGGAAGAGAUCCCGAAUGUUGGAAAGACCCUUUUGAUUUCAAGCCAGAAAGGUUCUUGGAUUUGAAAACUGAAUACAGGGGUCAGAAUUUUGAGUUUAUUCCGUUUGGUGCAGGGAGAAGGAUUUGUGCUGGAAUUCCACUUGCUCAUAGAAUGUUGCAUUUGCUGUUGGGAUCGUUGUUACAUGAAUUUGACUGGGAGAUUGAUAAUUCUCUUCUUGAUGAGGUAUUGGAUACACAGGACAGAAUGGGAGUGACUGUUAGAAAAUUAAAGCCAUUGAAAGCAAUUCCAAAGAGAAAAAACAAAACUCUAUGAUUUUACAUUUUAGUGUUUCUCCCUCUGUUAGGAGUGCUCAUUUAAUUUCCUUUUUUUUUUUUUUUGUAUCUAAAGUUUUUCAAUCUAUGUUCCACAGAACGAUUAUGGA
This is a messenger RNA of Nicotiana tabacum (common tobacco), 1609 nucleotides long. RefSeq names its product cytochrome P450 76A2-like. NCBI's taxonomy places the organism in Eukaryota, Viridiplantae, Streptophyta, Magnoliopsida, Solanales, Solanaceae. The record is from RefSeq and is a predicted model, not a curated record. Gene Ontology annotation, molecular function: iron ion binding; heme binding; monooxygenase activity.